Papaver somniferum (opium poppy) is the source of this 1220-nucleotide messenger RNA. RefSeq names its product peroxidase 51-like. Gene Ontology annotation, molecular function: heme binding; peroxidase activity. Bases 69 to 1052 code for a protein of 327 amino acids. NCBI's taxonomy places the organism in Eukaryota, Viridiplantae, Streptophyta, Magnoliopsida, Ranunculales, Papaveraceae. The transcript has 4 exons. The record is from RefSeq and is a predicted model, not a curated record. Gene Ontology annotation, biological process: hydrogen peroxide catabolic process; response to oxidative stress.
UUCAUUUGAACUUUUCAAUCUCAUCAUAACUCCCCCUCCUUCAUUUUUCUUUAUCUCAUCUUACAAAGAUGGGAAAGUUCAAUGGUUACUGUAUAGUUAUUUGUAUGAUAUUAGUUUUGAAUUUUGAUCUUGGUUCAGCACAACUCAGACAAAAUUUCUAUGGCAGCACUUGUAGAAACGUGGAACAAAUUGUUCGAGGUGUUGUGAAUACGAAGUUCCAACAAACAUUCGUUACUGUCCCAGCUACUCUUCGUCUCUUCUUCCAUGAUUGCUUUGUUAAUGGUUGUGAUGCAUCAGUAAUGAUUGCAUCUUCUGGAGGCAAUACUGCAGAAAAAGAUCAUGCCGAUAAUCUAUCGUUAGCUGGAGACGGAUUCGAUACAGUGAUCAAAGCUAAAAAAGCUGUUGAUGCUCAAUGUGGUGCUAAUAAAGUUUCUUGUGCUGAUAUUCUUGCCAUGGCGACAAGAGAUGUCGUUGUUGUGUCUGGUGGACCGAAUUACCCUGUGGAACUAGGACGACGAGACGGAUUAGUGUCAACUGCAUCAAGCGUUGAAGGAAACUUACCAAAACCAACAUUUAAUCUAAACCAGCUGAAUUCCAUGUUCGCUAAACAUGGUCUCUCUCAAGCAGAUAUGAUUGCUCUAUCAGCUGCGCAUACAUUAGGAUUUUCUCACUGUACCAAGGUCGCACCCCGUAUAUACAAUUUCAGUCCGCAGAAAGCAGUGGAUCCAUCACUCGAUAGAAAUUACGCAACACAACUACAAGGGAUGUGCCCCAGAAAUGUGGAUCCACGAGUGGCCAUUAAUAUGGAUCCAGUAACACCGAGGACAUUCGACAACCAGUACUUCAAGAAUCUCCAACAAGGUAAAGGACUAUUCACAUCAGACCAAGUUCUCUUCACCGAUAGUAGAUCGAAAUCUAUGGUUAAUACAUGGGCUAACAAUUCUGCUGCUUUUAAUCAAGCUUUCAUCACUGCCAUGACUAAACUUGGUCGUGUUGGAGUCAAAACUGGAUCACAAGGGAACAUUCGUCGUGAUUGUGGUGCAUUUAAUUAAGAUGUUAUUAUUAGUUGGUCGGUCGAGUAUCUUAAUAAAAUCAUUGAACGAAAAAGCGUUCAUUAAGGAUGUAAUUACGAUAGAAGAUGCAAGGAUGAUGAUGUGCUAUGUGGAUUUUUGAUUUGUUAUUCACAUUUAAUAAAGUUUGAAAGCAUUGUUUUGUGUUGA